Molecule: messenger RNA, 1278 nt
Organism: Sporisorium graminicola
Lineage: Eukaryota; Fungi; Basidiomycota; Ustilaginomycetes; Ustilaginales; Ustilaginaceae
Exons: 1
Coding region: 1-1278 (425 amino acids)
Cellular component (GO): mitochondrion
Molecular function (GO): metal ion binding; alcohol dehydrogenase (NAD+) activity
Source: RefSeq, a predicted model, not a curated record
AUGGCCGCUGUACCUGUCGCUGGCGUGUACCGCAACACGCUUCUCCAGGCGGUCUACUUUGGACCUGGCACGAUCGCCACCUCUCUGGCGGCUGCGAUCGAGACGCUCAACCUCAAGAACAAGAAGGCCUUCAUUCUCACGGGCAAGAGUCUGGCCACCAAGACCAAAGUCGUCGAACGUGUCCAGGAGCUCCUCUCUGCCAAGGGAUACUACAGUGGCGAGACGUUCUUCGACAUUGGCGAGCAUGCGCCUGUGGCCGGCAUUCGCGAAGCUUUAGAGCGCAUCAAGCGAUCCAACGCAGAUGUGAUUGUCGCCAUCGGUGGUGGGUCGCCUAUCGAUGCGGCCAAGGCUGCGUCAUUCUACCGUCAUCAGGAGGAGUACGGAGAGGAAAGUGCCAGGAAUCCGAUGACGCACCCGGACCUGUUUCUUCCCACGAUUGCCGUGCCCACGACGCUGUCCGUGGCCGAGACGACGCAGAACGCGGGGUUCAAGUCGGACGAUGGCCACAAGAUCGGUGUCUCGUCCAAGAACCUCGUGCCGCGCGCCAUCAUCUACGACGCCGAACUGACGCUCGACACGCCGGAGCGCCUGUGGCUCUCCACCGGUGUGCGUGCUCUCGACCAUGCCGUGGAGUACGUGUAUCGUCCAGACACGCAUCCCUUGCUUCUUCCCAGCGUUCAGUCGGCGAUUCGUGAUAUCUUUACAUACUUGCCUUUGAGCAAGAAGGACGCCAAGAACCUGCAAGUAAGGCAGAAGCUUCAGCUGGCCUGCUUCAACUCGCUGUGGCCUGAGGCAAGGACAGGUGCUCUCGGCCUUUCGCACGGAUUGGGACACAAGCUCGGCGCCACCUACAGCAUCUCACACGGCAUUACGAGCUGCCUCACUUUGGGCGCAACGGUUCGCUUCAUCGCCAACUGGAAGGAUACGCCGCUCCUGCAUUUGCAGAACCUGGCAGACACGCUUUCCUUCAUCCCUGCGCCCUACAACCCUGCGCCUGCUCCGCUGGGGGCCCCCGUGGGUGCCAACGGCGCGGAACCGUCGCAGGACGAGAUCAAAGCGCUGCGCGAGAAGGCAACGCUGGUCGGAGACGCAGUCCAAAAGCUCGUGGACGAUCUGGGACUUCACUCGACGCUCAAAGGGUGUGGUCUGGGUCCCGAGCAGACAGAGAUCGUGGCGACCAAGGUGACGGGGGAGGACAAGAAGGGAAGCGAGUACUGGCAGGGUGUCAAGGCUGUCCUGGACAGUGUGUACGAUUCGCCGCCUCAACAGCGGCUGUGA